AAAUAAAAUAAAAUUUAUAUAUUUAAAAAUUACAUCAAAAGUCCUAUAAAACAAGAAGUGACUCAACUGAGACAAAGGUAGUGUCGUCAUCAUCAUCAAUUUUUUUGGUAGAGGACAUAAGGUUUAGGAUUCUUGAGAAAUGAUAAAGUACAUAUAUCUGUCAUUUAUUCAUUGUCCUUGUAAGUCUUUAUUUUUUUUUGCAAAUUAAUGUUAGAAUUAAUUCAUGGAUUUAUUCACAGGUGGAGCAAUAUGACCAGAAAGUUGGGAAUGAGAGGUAACCAACACUUGGGAUUGUGCACAUAUGGUUUAUAUGCAUAUGACAGCGUUUGGUUGCUUGCCCGUGCGCUUGCGGCUUUCUUCAAGCAGGGCGGAAACAUUUCGUUUUCCAAAGAUCCAAGACUGAAAGGGAACGGAGGGCGUUUGCGUCUCGAUUCCAUGAGCGUCUUUGAUGGCGGGAAUUUAUUGCGGGAGAUGAUUUUCAAGACGGAGAUGACCGGCGUGACAGGGCCAUUCAGGUUCACAUCAGAUAGGGACCUAUACAGGCCAGCAUUUGAGGUCAUAAAUAUGGUUGGGACUGGAUUUAGGAGAGUUGGUUAUUGGUCAAAUUACUCCGGGCUCUCAGUUGUGCCACCAGAAUCUCUGUACUCAAAACCUCCAAACAUCUCGUCUUCGAAUCAACGGCUCCACAGGAUGAUUUGGCCAGGACAAGAGACCGAUACGCCCCGAGGCUGGGUGUUCCCUAACAACGGGAGGCAGCUGAGGGUAGGUGUCCCUAAAAGAGUUAGUUUCCAAGAAUUUGUAGGGCAGGUGGCAGGUGAUGAUGGUGAUGAUAUGUUCAGAGGCUACUGCAUUGAGGUCUUCACUAGUGCUGUGUACUUGCUGCCCUAUUCUGUGCCUUACAAGUUUUUGUCCUUUGGGGAUGGCCUUAAAAACCCGGACGAUACAGAUAUAGUGCACGUAAUCACUGAAGGGGUAUAUGAUGCAGUUGUAGGCGACAUUGCAAUCACAACAAACCGGACGAAGAUGGCUGACUUCACCCAACCUUACAUUGAGUCCGGGCUAGUUGUGGUGGUGCCCGUGAAAGAACUGAGUUCUAGUGCUUGGGCAUUUCUUAGACCAUUUACCCCUCCAAUGUGGGCUAUUACUGGAAUCUUUUUCCUCGUCGUCGGGGCAGUUGUUUGGAUUUUGGAACAUCGAAUGAACACGGAUUUUCGCGGACCUCCUAGAAAGCAAUUCAUCACCAUUCUUUGGUUCAGCUUUUCGACUCUCUUCUUUGCACAUAAGGAAAGUACUGUUAGCACUCUGGGGCGCAUAGUCCUGAUCGUAUGGCUCUUCGUGGUCUUGAUCAUAAACUCAAGCUACACUGCAAGCUUGACCUCAAACCUCACUGUCCAACAACUUUCUUCCCCGGUCAAAGGGAUCGAGAGCUUGUUGGCUUCGAACGACCCCAUUGGUUAUCAACUAGGGUCAUUUACGCACAACUAUCUGAUCCAAGAACUCGGCAUUCGUGCAUCUAGGCUUGUUCCUCUUAACUUGCCUGAAGACUUCGUGGACGCUCUAAGGAAGGGUCCUAGAAAUGGAGGGGUUAUGGCUGUGGUUGAUGAACGUGCCUAUAUGGAAGUUUUUCUAUCAACACAUUGUGAGUUCAGUAUUGUUGGCCAAGAGUUUCAGAAGAAUGGAUGGGGAUUUGCCUUUCGAAGGGACUCUCCCCUAGCAGCGGACUUAUCAACAGCAAUACUAAAACUAUCCGAAAGCGGAGAGCUUCAGAAGAUCCAUGACAAAUGGCUGAUGAGAAGCGCAUGUACGUCGGAGAACACGAAGCUUGAAGUUGAUCGUCUCGAGCUCAAGAGCUUCUCGGGCCUCUUCUCCAUAUGUGGGACCGCAAGCUUCUUGGCUUUGAUGGUGUACUUCGCCCUCCUCGCCUGCCAGUACAAGAGGCAUUAUUACUCUAACUCUGAUCAGUCUUCUGGUGGUGGGGGAGGUGGUGGCACUGGUGGCUCGCGAUCGGGGCGAAUGCGGACAUUUCUUUCGUUUGUCGACGAGAAAGAAGAGUCCGUGAAAAGCCGGUCGGUCAAAAGGAAAGAAAUGGAGGAUUCAAGAGGGAGUAGUAUUGGAGGUGGUGAUGCUUCUUCUAUGAAUGGCUCUUAUUAGAAUGAUAGAGCAUCCACAAACAAAGCAUCCUUCUAUCAAAUCCACAUGAUUUUUAAGAAAGAUAAAAUUGUAUGAUUGAAAAUGAUGUAAAGAAAAUAAAAAUAAUGAGCCAAAAAAGGAUCUUUUUUCGAUAGAUGAAAUUAGAAAGUUCGAAACUAUCCUAGAUGAAAUUAGAAAGUGUGGUGAUGACAUGUGUUAUGCACUUAUGCCACACGUGCAUACUACUGACAUGCC
Cuscuta campestris is the source of this 2385-nucleotide messenger RNA. The record is from the annotation of a GenBank genome assembly. Lineage: Eukaryota; Viridiplantae; Streptophyta; Magnoliopsida; Solanales; Convolvulaceae.